AAGGAAAACGACGCUUUCCCACUCUCUAUAAAAAUAAUCAAUCCUCAUCACCACACCCUUUCCAUUUCUCUUACACAACACUAAAAACUUCACUCUAAACAACCUCUCCUCCUCCCUCCACAACCACCACUACAACCACCACUGACAUGACGGAAAAAAAGUGUAGCCACCACAAGUGCAAGAAGAAGAAGAUCAUCCAGCGCUGUUGCGCCGGACUAAUGAUCUUCCUCUUCUUAGCCCUACUUACUAUCCUCAUAGUAUGGGCCAUUCUUCAGCCCAAAAAACCCCGUUUUAUUCUCCAAGACACGACCAUCUUCACCUUCAACGUAUCCGCCCCAAACAUCUUCUCUACCUCCAUCCAAGCCACAAUAUACGCGCGUAACCCUAACAAGAAUAUCGGUAUUUAUUACGAUAAAAUGGACAUAUAUGCAAUGUACCAUAGUCAACAAAUUACGUAUUACACGCAAAUACCCCCGGUGUAUCAAGGCCAUAAGGACGUUAACAUAUGGUCACCGUUUGUUUACGGUAAUAACGUCCCUAUCGCUCCGUAUAACGGGCCGGGCCUAACGGAAGAUCAGGCAAAUGGGGGAGUUUGGUUGGAUUUUAAGAUAGACGGGCGUGUAAAGUGGAAAGUGGGCUCCGUUACAACGGGGCAUUACCAUUUACAUGUCACGUGCUCUGCAUAUGUUCCGUUAGGUGACCGGCCCGGUAACGGAGGGAUUAUGGUUGGGAAAAACGCCGUUAAGUAUCAGUUAUCACGGAGCUGUGAUGUCAGUGUUUGAAGUAUACCAGGCAUCAAGUUUGUUUUUUAGUUCUCUAAAAAACUUAUUUUUACCUUUUUUUUUAUUGUACAUUUUGCUAAAAAUAAACAUUGGAAGGACAAAAUUGGGGAUAAGACGGAUAUAUAAGGGAGUUCACAAUCUUGUAACAAGUUGUAUUUCGUUUGGAUUAUUAUUAUUGGUACACACUUUUCUUUGUGUAAUUUACAAAAUUAUAUCAUAUUAUUGUUUCUUCU
Lycium ferocissimum is the source of this 1015-nucleotide messenger RNA. RefSeq names its product NDR1/HIN1-like protein 1. The transcript has a single exon. Gene Ontology annotation, biological process: defense response to other organism. The coding region runs from base 147 to 782 and encodes 211 amino acids. The record is from RefSeq and is a predicted model, not a curated record. NCBI's taxonomy places the organism in Eukaryota, Viridiplantae, Streptophyta, Magnoliopsida, Solanales, Solanaceae.